Molecule: messenger RNA, 690 nt
Organism: Boleophthalmus pectinirostris (great blue-spotted mudskipper)
Lineage: Eukaryota; Metazoa; Chordata; Actinopteri; Gobiiformes; Gobiidae
Gene: fam221a
Product: family with sequence similarity 221 member A
Source: RefSeq, a predicted model, not a curated record
AUGGAGCGGAUCAGCCUGGACCGGACUGCACUGCGGGCGCUGGACGAGUACUGCGAGUACACCAGGAUUGUGGGUGAGGACGACGGGGGGACUCUGUUCACGCCGCAGCAGUAUGAAGAGUACAAGAGGAGGGUGGUCCCCGGGCGCCUGCACAACCGUCUGUACGUGAGCUACGGGGUCCCCGGGGGCCCCGACUGCAAACUGAUCGGCCCCGAGACGCCCUGCUUCUGCACACACCGGUACAAGCAGCACCAGACUGAGUUGGAGCAGCUCCCGGCACAGCGCCCCCUGGAGCUGGCGUGUCGUGUGCGUGGGUGCUCGUGCUCUCGGUACCAGUACGUCCCUCACACGGGCUCCAGACCCGUGCGCUGCAGCUGCAAACAUCUGCCUGAGGAGCACCAGGCCUCCGGGGGGCACCACUGCUCCAGAUGUCUCUGUCGGGGGUUCCACAGUCCCUCUGCCUGUGGGUGUGGUCGGCCCUACUCCGCCCAUCGCACUCUGGUGGAGAGUGGUGAGGAGAGACAGGCCCGUGGAGCUCCUGUGGGUCGGGCCGUUCCGUACCAGGCCAUGGGGGGUUUGACCGGGUUCAGCUCGCUCAUGGACGGGUACCUCAGACUGGACCCGAGCGGAGCAGGUCUCACCCAGUCUACACGGGAGAGUCCAGCUCAACAACCUCAAGAAUCUAAAUAA